GCCUGCGCAGUAGUGGUCGUUGCGGUCGCGCGGAGGAGCUGAAGAGUCCUUCGCUGUGGACCCGAGGGCGGCGGCGGCGGCGGCGGGAUUCCCGACUGCGGCGGCUGUGAGACGCGGAACGGCCGCACCAUGGCGGACGAGGAUCUGGAGGCACUGAGGAAGCAGAGGCUGGCCGAGCUGCAGGCCAAGCACGGGGAUCCUGGUGAUGCAGCCCAGCAGGAGGCCAAACAAAGGGAAGCAGAAAUGAGAAACGGUAUCUUAGCCCAAGUUCUGGAUCAGUCAGCCCGGGCCAGGUUAAGUAACUUAGCACUUGUAAAGCCUGAAAAAACUAAAGCAGUAGAGAAUUACCUAAUACAGAUGGCACGGUAUGGACAACUAGGUGGGAAGGUAUCAGAACAAGGUUUAAUAGAGAUACUUGAGAAAGUAAGCCAACAAACAGAAAAGAAAACCACAGUUAAAUUCAACAGAAGAAAAGUAAUGGACUCUGAUGAAGAUGACGAUUUCUAAGAUAAAACUUUAGAGACUUAAUGGAGCGCUUUCUAGGGUGGUUGCGAUCUGUUAAAUACUUACUUUGUUUAUUGUCUAUAUGUGUCUUGAAAAAAAAAUAAACUUAUUAUGCAAACUCAA
Nannospalax galili (Upper Galilee mountains blind mole rat) is the source of this 627-nucleotide messenger RNA. RefSeq names its product programmed cell death 5 (gene Pdcd5). The record is from RefSeq and is a predicted model, not a curated record. Gene Ontology annotation, cellular component: cytosol; nucleus. The transcript is spliced from 6 exons. Bases 130 to 507 code for a protein of 125 amino acids. NCBI's taxonomy places the organism in Eukaryota, Metazoa, Chordata, Mammalia, Rodentia, Spalacidae. Gene Ontology annotation, molecular function: DNA binding.